Messenger RNA from Oryzias latipes (Japanese medaka), 5105 nucleotides. RefSeq names its product leucine rich repeat containing 32 (gene lrrc32). NCBI's taxonomy places the organism in Eukaryota, Metazoa, Chordata, Actinopteri, Beloniformes, Adrianichthyidae. Gene Ontology annotation, molecular function: protein binding. Gene Ontology annotation, cellular component: extracellular matrix. The record is from RefSeq and is a predicted model, not a curated record.
GAUCUGACUCUGAGGGACCGGCAGACCGGCUCAAACCGGCUGAUUUGAAAUGGAAGUCUGGCUUUCUCUGGGACUUUUCCAGGCUGGACAGGAGACGAGCCUGCGGGCGGCAUCUGUCUUCUCUUAGCUGGGGAUGAAAGCGCGAGGCUGGAGCUCCGACCGGACCUGAGUCCAGGUCCCGAAGCCUCAGUCACGGCAGAGGGUCUGGGGGUUUCUGGCGUCUCCUCAGAUCUGACCGCUCUUGGAGUCUGAGGAUGAAUUUGGAUCAUUAGGAGCUCCUUUGAUGCUGAUCUCAGAGAGAAAACAAAGGCUGGUGUGUUGAGAGGACGUCUGAUCUGAAUCUGGUGACAUCAUUCGCUCCAAAGCUACUCCUUCCUGAAAGUUACUCUGAUGUUUUGGAGGCGCAGCAGACGGCGGCGGCGGCGCGUCAUCUGAUGCUGCUGCUGAUCAUCCCAGUGAUGCUGGCGAGCCGCGUGACAGCAGCUGACUCCCACAGAGGACGUGGGAUUGGUCAUCACGUCUGUCAGACGUUUAGCUUUUGGUUUCUCUGAUCAAAACGCUGCCGUUGUGCCUUUGAGCCCAAACAUCCAGAUGUUUUCUGAGUCAGAAGGUCGGGAGCAGCUUCAGGGUUAAUGGAUGGCUUUUUUUUUUUUUUUUGGGAGGAAGAAUGGGGGCCCCCCCCCUCAUCUCUUUGGAGUGUAAAAACUGAACUCCCCCCCUCCCCCCUUAUAUGGUGUUUCCCUGCCAGCGGUGGGAGGGGGGAGAGAGGUGGGAGAUAUUUUCACAGGACGUGAUGGCUGGAGAGCAGCCGGAGCAGCGCGAUGUGGCGGCCGGAGUCAGCCGGGGGGAGCUUUAGGCCAUCGAUCUGCGGGGGGGGGCUGGGAGGCGCGGUGAGGAUGAGGAGGCACCACCUGAGAGUCAGCACCAUGGCCGCCCUCCAGCUGCUCUUCCUGCCGUUGGUCAGCUGCAUGGCGGCGUCUGCGCAUCCCCCAGGACGCCUCCCUCCGUGCCAAGUCGUCCAGAUGGACGUGUUUUGCAGCAAUCUGAGACUCCGAGGGGUUCCCGUCAACCUUCCUCGUGGCGUCCAAACGCUGGACCUUUCACGGAACCAGGUGCAGAACCUCAGUCGGGAGACUCUGGGCUUCCACACUGGUUUCCAUCGCCUGAAUCUACAUGCCAACAAGAUCCACUUCAUCCAGCCGGGCCUCUUCAAAGACAUGCCGGACCUGCGGGUCUUAGACCUCUCCAGGAAUCAUCUAAGCGUUUUUGCAGUUUCCAAAGUAAAUGUUGGACCUCUUUACGCACUUAAGUCUCUAGAUCUUUCAGGUAACGGGUUUUACACGGGAAUGUCAGACUCUUUCCUGGCCGACUCCCCGUCACUGGAAAGUGUUUCUUUGAGUGACAACAGCAUCACAAAAGUAACACAAGACACCUUCAGAGGAUUGUUGUCCCUGAAGAAAAUCAAUCUCCACAAUAACGUCAUCCUGGAGAUUGAAGACGGCGCUUUUGACUUUCUGCAGAACCUGACGGAACUGGACCUGUCCAAGAACUCCAUCACCUGCAUCAAAGACUUCAAUCUGAACACCCUGAAGGUUCUGAAUCUCUCCAAGAACAGUCUGGAGGAUUUUCAAAGCGCAUCUCCAGACAUCGACUUUGAACUUGUCUCCCUUGAUCUGAGUGAAAACAAAAUACUUUACUUCCCUCUUCUUCCAAAGAAAAACGUCCUGGAGCACCUGGACAUUUCCCGGAACCGCAUUCAGACAGUCACAGAAAGUCUGGAGAAGCAGACACACUUGUCCUUUGAAAAGCUGAGAUACCUGGACAUGAGCUACAACAACCUGAAAGACAUACCUGAGAGGUUUUUUCGCUGCAUGACUUCCCUUGAGAUCCUGAACAUGAGCCAUAACUGCAUCAGCUCGUUUUCCAUCACCAAUGAAAGUGUGCUGCAGAAGGCCAAGGUCAUAAACCUCAGCUAUAACUCUCUGCAGAGUCUACAUUUGAAGAAAAACACACUGCAGUACCUGAGAAAGCUUUACUUACAAGGAAAUGACCUCAAAAUGCUUGACCAGCAAAUAUUUCAGAGCCUUCCAAACAUCCGACACCUGCAGCUGCAGGAGAACAACCUCAGAAUCUGCUCCUCUGAUGAAGACCAGCAGGAUCCUCCUGGUUGUGUGUUUUUUCACUCCAUUCACAGCUUGCGGUUCCUGAAUAUCUCUGAAAAUAAUCUAAGGACUUUGCCCUCAAAGGCCUUCGAGAACACACCUCUGAGGUUCUUGGACUUGUCCCUGAACCCUGGUUUGGAUAUGCAGAAAGGCUCCCUUUAUGGUCUGGAAGACUCCUUGGCUUACCUUCUUCUGAAGGAAAGCAACCUGUCCAGCCUGAACACAGAGCUGUCCUCUCUGAGGAGCCUCAGACACGUCGAUCUGUCCACCAACCAGCUGGACAGUCUACCCUUGCUAAACAAGGAGUCUUCCAUCGAGUCCUUGAACCUACAGAACAACAACCUGGUCACCCUGGACCAAAACACCAUUGUGGACCUGGAGCGCUCACUAAAGACCCUCUACAUGGGCUCCAACCCUCUGAGCUGCUGCGAAAACCUCGGCUUCCUGCACAUUGUGAGGCACUCCACAGUCACCGUCCCUGAUUUAGAAAUGGUCACCUGCAGCCACCAGGACCAUUCAGAGCCCGUAAACAUCGGAAAGGUGACCCAGGAGAUGUGCCGCGGACCAUAUGUCCCAAACUACACAACCGUCAUCGUAGUGAUGGUGGUGAUUUUAAUGCUCAUGUUGGGGCUGCUGGUUAAGUGCUGCCAUUUAAGGAGACAGAAGCACAGCAGAAGGUUCAGUGCGUGAACGUCUUGGACAUGAAAGUCCGAAGAUGAGUUUGGAGGCUAGUGCUACUUCUGGUUUUGGAUUCCUUUGAGUAUCCACUACAGACAGCAGACACUGACUGGCACAGUUGACCAGAUGAGUGUUGAAAUUCCUGUGAACCAGACAAACUGAUGAAGCAAGCACCUCUGGAAAAAUGAGGCUCGUAAAGAGGAAAAGCAGCUGUGAGGUUGAGUACAAGAACCAUUUGGGUUGUUGGAGGUUAGUUUUCUGCUUAACCCUGGUGCUAUCUUAGAUGACCCCACCCUUACAUUGACGUGUUCUCCCUACCAUGACAAAGGUGGAUAAAGGUGGAAAGAUUUCAUGUAAUCCAUGGACACCAGUGAAGAUCCCAAAUCAUUGAAGAAAAAAGGUUCAGGGCACUGUCUAGUGGGUCUAGAUGACCCCACUCCCAAUGUUAAAGUGCCCAGGAUAGCACAAGGGUUACACACACCGUCAUGCCAGAAGCAGCAGUGUUACAUUAGAUGUCAUACCAAGCCACCUGCCUCACACAAAACUGUUGAAUGUAAAAGGACAUAUUCACACUAACAUCAGAUGCUUUCAACUGUUUCUGGAAAGGUUGUGUUUACAUAAAGUUUGAUCAAUUUGGUAAAUUAUUUUUGCAGUGCAGAAUCAUAGACAGGAGCCCAGGUGUGUCUUAUAGUAUAGGAACGUCAUUGUCGUGCGUGUGGUAAUUGUAUUAUUGUAUUCCUGAGGCUUAUGGAAGUUACACGCACUUAUGACGUACGGAUGAUGCUGUUGCAGGGUGUCCUCGUGCCACUCUAGUCGUCAGUAAGUUGCGAGUACUGGUUCCUUGAUGACCAUGCGCAAAUGUUGCACGCAGUGUUCACGUAAUAUGUAAAUGCCCGUGGGACGCCCGUAGGAUGUCCACAACCUACACUCUAAUUGUCUGUGGGCUGAUCAUCUCAUUCAACAGGUUUUGAGGGGUUUAAACAAUGAAAAAUCCAUACAACAUGCUUGCAUCUCCCCUAUUUCACACUCAGGUGUUGCAUAAGUGUUCAUAGACCUGUUGCUUGCAGCAUGCCAAUAGAGCAAAAAUGGUCCUGAAUUUUUUUGCUCUACGUGUUCACUGAGAGCUCUACAACUUUGAUAUUAUGUGCGGGCCACCUGUGUACAGGUUUGUCCAUACUUCACCCGCAGACAGCUCGUAUCUACCCGUAAGGGGCAGGUAUGACUAAGGCUUUAGCACACAGACAGGAGUUUGGUCCACCACCUGAAUCCACCUGUGUAACUCCUCUGGUGAAGAUCAGAAGUUGAGAAGAAGCUGGACUGAAGGGAAGUCAGUGAACGCCCCGCUGUGGUCCCUUCAUGGACUGUUUAUCAGGGUUCCAUUAUGUCCUCCACAAAGACAGGGGGGACCCUUGGGAAGAUUUGACCCUGGGAAAGAACAUUUGUAGUGCAGGCAAUGUGACGCCAGCUGCUGUAAAAUUCUUUGGACCAUGCAGGACUGGGAAUUGAAGAAUGACUGCUUUUAAGAGAAGUAGGACAGUUUUUCUCCACUGUUUCCAGUCUUUGUGCUAAACUCAUGAAGUUGUGGCUGAACAGAUCUUUGAGUGUUCACUGAAGACAAGAUAACACAAAAUGAAGGCCUUUGACGGUGAAACAUUUGUCUGCAUCUGAAACAGAUUUUUUUAAGCUAAACAUGAAGAACACUAUGAAGGGUUACAGAUUUCUUUUUGAUUUUCAAAUGUUUAUCCAAGCUUUCUAUUUAACCUUUUUUCAUAAUUUGCACUUUAAAUAGUCUUUUAUUUGUGUAACUGAAUUUAACUUUGUAAUUUUAACACUAAAAGAUGAUGUUAAAGUUUUCAAUAUAAUUUAUUUUAGUAACUUUUUUAUCUGAGCCCUUAGAGGGAUUUCAUUGUUGACGUGGGGUGUUACUGUGUCCAAUAAAAACCCAUAAGGGACCAAUUUUAACAUACAAGGGAAAAUAUGUUAUAAUUCAUUAAAAACAUGAAGUACAGGUCCUCAAUGGGCCAGUUUUUGACUGACUGUUUUAAAAGGAAUAUAUCUAGGUCUAGAAAAAGUGAUGAAGGAAAUGGACGCACUUAAACAUUACUAACUUCAUGUCGUGGUUUGGUUUUGUUGUUACGUGUUUGUUAAGUGGUGUGUUUUACUUUGAUGUGUAGUUUGUCAUUUUUAACACGGAAGGAAAAUCCUUAGGUUAGCUGCUGCUACGCAUUAGCUAACAGGACUUUUUAAAUAAACAAACAAACACUG